Molecule: messenger RNA, 893 nt
Organism: Trichechus manatus latirostris (Florida manatee)
Lineage: Eukaryota; Metazoa; Chordata; Mammalia; Sirenia; Trichechidae
Gene: CYYR1
Product: cysteine and tyrosine rich 1
Exons: 5
Source: RefSeq, a predicted model, not a curated record
AUGAAAUGUGAGCCCGGUGGCCAAGGACGCCAGAGCGCGGUGGGGAGAGACAAAAAGACCUCGGCCCCCAGCGCAGUCCAGCCCAGCCCGGGCCAGCGCGCGCCCCGGGUCCGCGGAGCCCCCACGGCCGGCCCGGGGUCCCUCCGAAGGCGCCCGGGGCAAUGGCCCUGUCUCCGCUUUCCGCCCCUCUUGGGAGCGCUGCUCUCUCCAUCUGACCGCCCUUUACCCCCUCCACUCCCUCCCGGUUCCGGGCUCUCUCUCCGUCCGUGCUCGCAACUCCGGCCACCGGCUUGAAUGGACGCACCGAGGCUGCCCGGGCGUCCACGCAUCUUGCUUUCGAAGUUGAUCCUGCUCUUUGUCUACGCAGAUGAUUGCCUUGCUCAGUGUGGCAAAGACUGCAGAUCUUACUGCUGUCACGGGACGACUCCCUACUGUUGCUCCUACUACGCCUACAUAGGGAACAUCCUCUCGGGCACCGCCAUCGCAGGCAUUGUGUUUGGCAUCGUGUUUAUCAUGGGCGUCAUUGCUGGAAUCGCCAUCUGCAUUUGUAUGUGCAUGAAGAACAACCGCGGGACCCGCGUGGGCGUCAUCAGGACCACCCGCAUCAACGCCAUCCCCUCCUUUCCAGUAGCGCCACCACCCUAUAGCUGUGAUCAUGAGCUGGAAUACUCCGCAGACUUGCCUCCACCCUACUCUCCAACACCACAGGCUUCAGCACAGCGCUCACCGCCUCCUCCUUAUCCUGGAAAUUCAAGGAAAUAAUCCAACUCCCAGAGCAGAAUACAUGGCCAUUGGUGGUCUUGCCCAGAACAGAAAUGCCUCUACUUAGAAACAGGUGGGAGAGGAUUGCUCUACGGAAUUCUUUUUUGGGGUCAGACAGUAUUUCAGGUGGA